CAAGAACGAAAAGAUGUCUCUCACUUCCUGUCAGAUUUUCUGCCAUCACCGUAAGCCUCCACUCGCUACCCGACCAUCGGAAUCGCUACUGAUUGGUAUUUUGGGUCAGAUUUGGUUUUGAUUAAGGGAUACGAAGAUAGAGGAACCAAGCAGAGUUCGUAGCGAUACAGAGAAAGGGAAGGAGACAAAAAAAAGUUUGCGGCAUAGUGGAGAUUCGACUGAAACUGAAAGGUCAAGAAGGAUUGCCCAAAUUUCCUUUUGUUGGAUUUAUAUUUUGGGUUAGAAUCCAAUCCUACUUUUAGUUUUGAUUUUAGGUUUUUGAAUGUUUUGGUAGAUAUUUAGAUUCCAAAAACAGCGAUUGAUAGAGAUCAUAAGGCAGAGAGAGAAACAUUUGAGGACUGCCAUUACCGCCAUUCUGGCCUUCCACAAUCAUCCGGUCUCUCGCUGACUUGCUAUCAGUAAGUUUCGAUUUUGUAAAACAUUUUUUACUUUUUGAGAAAGAAAUUGGCGUUAAAUAUUAUUUAGGCUUGGGAUUGUUUUUGCUAUACGUAUUUGGCUGAGAUUAAGAAACCGAAACAUUUAGAAUCAACUUUAAGAGAAAGUUGGUAACUGUAAGUCACGCACAAAGACGAAGAGAUGGACAACGAGAAAGAGGAAACAGAGUAUUCCCACCCAUCGGCCGCUAUAACACAAGAGUUCCUUUUCUCCCCCUACUUGGAUCAAGCCGCAUUGGUUUUUGGUGGACUUAGGAAGAAUUUUGCAGGGGCUGUGCAGCCGUGCAUCCUCAACAAAUAUAAAUAAAUAGAAGGGCGAGUGCAUGAAGCAAACAGAACCACCUCCUUAAUUUUGUUUGUCUUCAAAUCAAAACCCUGAAGGAAAAGGAGAAGAUGGCAGCAGAGAGAGGACAUCGGCCUUCACCACCUGAAGCUUACCCUUGGCUUGUGUAUUCCGACGGGAAAGACCAAAUAUUUUGCUCCAUAUCCAAUACCAAAGAAACCUACAUUCGUACAAUUCCCGAGUUGCAGAAUAAAACUUGCUUGGCUUCAACUACUGGUCAUGGUUGGUGUUUAUAUUCAUAUUCCAGUACUGCUCCAGAUUGGUGCCUCCUGUGUCUUUGGAACCCUGUUACCCUAGAGAAAAUAACACUACCGCCAUUGAAUUUGAAGGCUCAAUACAUUAAAAAUUGCAUCUUAUCGUCCUCUCCAACCGAACCAGAUUGCAUGGUCAUCUUAUUUGUUUCAGAACCUCCUUUAAUCAUAUACUGUGGGAACAUUAUUGAUGGAGAAUGGAUUAAGUCAUCAUAUUUAGAGGAGCUGAAUCAGAGUUUACACAAGGCUGGAAAAAACAAGCUCCAAAAUUAUUCCAAUGAGAGAAUUCUUGAUCCAGUUUGCUGCAAUGGCAAUUUAUAUGGAGUAACAUCUUUUGGUAACAUGAUUGUACAAAUUCAUAUCAUUCAACCCAAUAGUCUUAAGAUAUCUCCCAUUGUCAACAUACCGUUUGCUCAUGUUCCGCAAUAUUCUGACGUGUGGUUAACAUUAGUAAUGGAAUCUUGUGGUGAACUUUUCUGUUUUAAUAUAAUGUUUACAGAUUCCAGUGGCAGAUACAUGACAGCAAUUGUGAUUUAUAAAUUAGAUUUUGAUAAGUUGGUGUGGUUAAAGGUAGAAAGUGCUAAGGAUCGGGCAUUCUUUUUGUCCUUCAAUUUUGAUAACCAGUCCUACAACGGGUUUUCUUGCCCUGCUGCGACAGAGAUCGAAGGCAAUUGUGUAUAUUUGACUUUGGCUGAUGGUCAUAAAAAGUUGUACUCAUACAACAUAGAAGAAGGAAAUCUUUCGGUCUCUUCACCUUUUCCAAAUCUACCAACAAGGAAAUCCUCUCCAAUUUGGGUGAUGCCAGCUGAUCUCAGGCUAUCCAGUACAAUGAAAGAAGCAAAGCACAGGAUUAAUAUGGAAGAACAAGGGAGUGAGAAAGUCCAAGAAAAGGUAAAUGAUUUAGAAGAUGUGGAGGAGGCAAACGAGACUAAAGCACAUUUACCUUACCUUCCUUUGGACAUGGUUAAACUGAUUGCCAAGCCUCUCAUUUUAGUUGAUUAUUUGCACUUUCGUGCUACGUGUAAAAUGUUCCAUUCUGUAGCGCCUCAGAUCCAAUGGAGAAUUGCCACACCAAGGUUGGUAAACCCUUCUUUAUCUCCAUGGCUAGUGUUAUUUGGGAAAGAGAGUGUUUAUUCUUUCAUUGACCCUAAUCAUGGUGACAAAUAUCUCAUCAACUUGCCCCAAGUGUUAAAAGAAGGCAGUAUAAUUCGUAGUUCAAAAGAUGGUUGGCUGCUAGUAACUGUACGCAUGUCAACAUUCUUUUUCAAUCCAUUUACGCAAGCACUUCUUCCACUAGCAGAUUGUAGCUUCCAUAUUCGGAACCCUUGCAUGGGUUUCUCAUCUACCCCAGACUCUUCAGAGUGUGUAGCUGUUGAGAUUAAGGACAAGACUGCCAAUAGUUCCAAUUUCUUUGUGAACUAUUGUAGCCCGGGGAAUGAAGAUUGGGAUGAGUGGGAAUUUGAAUAUACCAAUUUUUCCUUUGAUUGCAAUAGCCCGGUUUUCUACAAAGGAGCAUUUUAUUAUCUGGGUAAGGAAGGCAAUCUUGGAAUUCUAAAGUUAAACAACGAAGAGCAUAGUUUCGAAGUUCUUACAAAGCCUAAACCACCGUGCAAUGGUAACUUCCAGAAGUUUCUAGUAGAAUGUAAUGGUGAGCUCUUAUCAAUAUUUGUGGCUCCAUUUGGAAAGUGGGUUCGAGUUUUCAAACUGAAUGAAUCAAAAAUGACUUGGGUUAGAGUUGAAAAUUUAGGAAAUUAUAUGCUUUAUGUUAGCCAUACAUCGUCCAUGUCUGCUAUAGUAAAAUCACCUGGAAUGGAGAACAAAAUUUACUUUCCGAGAUUUUAUGGAGAAAGCAUUGUCUUCUAUUCACUAGAGACGGAUAAUUAUCAUUCCUUUAAGAGUAAGGAUGUUGUUGACUUUUAUAGCACAACAGAAGUAUUGUGCUGUGGUUGGAUCGAACCUAGGUGGUGCUAGAUAACUAAAAGCGGUUGUUAAGAAUGAGAAUUAGAUUCUUCAUAGCAUGUCAUCUUCUUGUAUUGAGUACAGAUGAGUCAGACCAAGGAAUUGCUACUAAAUUGUAAUAGUUACUUGAAAUAGGGUUUUGUACUUUUGAUUA
Molecule: messenger RNA, 3201 nt
Organism: Quercus lobata
Lineage: Eukaryota; Viridiplantae; Streptophyta; Magnoliopsida; Fagales; Fagaceae
Exons: 6
Coding region: 888-3059 (723 amino acids)
Source: RefSeq, a predicted model, not a curated record